AUGGCGGACCGCGGCGGCGAGCGUGGUGUCGGCGAGCGCGGCGGCGACCGCGGCGGCUUCGGGCGCGGCUUCGGUCGCGGCGGGCGCGGGGACCGUGGCGGGCGCCGCGGCGGCCGCCGUGGCCCUCGCCAGGAGGAGGAGAAGUGGGUGCCCGUCACCAAGCUCGGCCGCCUCGUCAAGGAGGGCCGCUUCACCAAGAUGGAGGAGAUCUACCUACACUCGCUCCCCGUCAAGGAGCACCAGAUCGUGGAGACGCUCUGCCCGGGGCUCAAGGACGAGGUGAUGAAGAUCACCCCGGUGCAGAAGCAGACCCGCGCCGGGCAGCGCACCCGCUUCAAGGCCUUCGUCGUCGUCGGCGACAGCAACGGCCACGUCGGCCUCGGCGUCAAGUGCGCCAAGGAGGUGGCCACGGCCAUCCGCGGCGCCAUCAUCCUCGCCAAGCUCUCGAUCGUGCCCGUCAGGAGGGGCUACUGGGGGAACAAGAUCGGCCUGCCCCACACCGUGCCCUGCAAGGUCACCGGCAAGUGCGGCUCCGUCACCGUGCGCAUGGUGCCCGCCCCCAGGGGUUCCGGAAUCGUCGCCGCCCGCGUCCCCAAGAAGGUGCUGCAGUUCGCCGGGAUCGAUGAUGUCUUCACUUCCUCGCGUGGAUCCACCAAGACCCUUGGCAACUUCGUCAAGGCUACCUUUGACUGCCUGAUGAAGACCUAUGGAUUCCUCACUCCUGACUUCUGGAGGGAGACAACCUUCACCAAGGCGCCGUACCAGGAGUUCACCGACAUCUUGGCGAAGCCGACCAAGGCCCUGAUGCUUGAUGCACCAGCUGAGAAGUUCUCAGGGAAGCAUAAGCUUGGAGAAGGCGGUUUCGGAGAAUGCAGGGGAAACUUCCCAGACGGGCAAGAAAUAGCAGUGAGGUAG
This is a messenger RNA of Triticum turgidum subsp. durum (durum wheat), 915 nucleotides long. Lineage: Eukaryota; Viridiplantae; Streptophyta; Magnoliopsida; Poales; Poaceae. The record is from the annotation of a GenBank genome assembly.